GAGACCGUGGGGGUCCCUGUCCCGCUCCGGCCAGUGGGAAAGGUGGGAAACCCGGGGGGGACAGCGCCUUGAGGGCCCGGGGCCCCCCCUGCCAGCCCCAGAGGGGGUCGUGUGGAGUGUCCCUUGUCACCCCCCCGCGCCCGCCCGCAGUGCCGCCCCCUCCCGCCCCGGCCCCGGCCCCGUCCCGCCCCCCCGGAGCCACCGCCCUGCGAUGUGGGUCCUGCUGCUGCCCCUGGGGCUGGGAGCGGCCCUGGCCGCCCGCGCCAGAACCGCGGCCACCCCCGCUGCCAACCGCCCUACGGGGACCGCGCCGCGCUGGUGUCACCCCCGGGACCCCCCGAAAACCCGAGACCCCCCGAAACCCCGCGGGGGCUGCUCCUGCGGGGGCUGCGGGACGGGGACGCCGGGACCUACAGCUGCCUCCUGCUGGGCGACGACGAUUGUGCCUGCGGGGAGGUGACACUGCGGCUCGGGGAGGUGACACUGCGGGGAGGUGUCCCCUGCAGCCCACCCUGCUCCAGGGCCGCCCCCCGCGGCAGCUUCGGCCUCCUCCUCCUCCUCCCCCUGCUGCUGCUGUGACCCGGGGGAUGCGUCUGCGUGUCACCGUGCACGCGUGUGGCACCAGGGGACUGACCCCCACCCUGGGGGAACUGUCAGUGUCCCCCGUGUCCCUUUCCUCUCUGUCCUCCGUGUCCCCAGCGCCCCUGUCGCCACCCCUGCUGGCCCUGUCCCUGGUGUCCUCAGCGUCCCUCAUGUCCCCAGUGCCCCUGACCCUGCUGACCCUGCUGUCCCUGCUGUCCCCAGUGUCCCUCUGCCUCCAGUAUCCCCGUGGUGAUGGCACCUGCUGUCACCAUGGAGGGACCCUGGCUGUGUCCCCUGCCCCCCCGCAGUGUCACCCCACUGGGGACAAGCUUUUGCCGUGUCAGCACCCGGGUGGUGACAGCACCCAGAGCCUUCCCCGCAUUGUGUCCCUGACAAUGGCAGUGCCACGUGCGCCCGGUGGCCACGGUCCCCCUGGGGCCCCUGUUCCCAACGCAGAGGGACACAGGGACAGACGGCCAUGGGACACCGGGCUGGUGGGUGCUGAAAGUGGGUGAGUGGCCGGGGGUCGGUGCCCCGGGCCGGGGGUCUGUCCUGGGGGGCCCCUGGUGUCCCCACCCUGUCACCACAUCCUUGAGGUCCCCCACAGUGUCCUCUGGAGAUGCUCCUGGAUGCUGCCAGACCCGGAUGCCCCAAUGUCCCCAGCAGUGCCCCCCUGGCUAUCCCCCUACCCUUGGACACGUCCCCAUAGUUGUCCCAUGCAUCCCCUGUAGAUGCCACCCCCGGGUAUCCCCCCUGCCCCUAGAGAUGUCCCCAUGGGUGUCCCCAACAUCCCCUGGAGAUGCCACCCCCGGGUACCCCCCCUGCCCCUAGAGAUGUCCCCAUGGGUGUCCCCGACAUCCCCUGGAGAUGCCACCCCCGGGUAUCCCCCUGCCCCUAGAGAUGUCCCCAUGGGUGUCCCCAACAUCCCCUGGAGAUGCCACCCCCGGGUACCCCCCCUGCCCCUAGAGAUGUCCCCAUGGGUGUCCCCAACAUCCCCUGGAGAUGCCACCCCCGGGUACCCCCCCUGCCCCUAGACAUGUCCCCAUGGGUGUCCCCAACAUCCCCUGGAGAUGCCACAACCGGGUACCCCCUAUCCCGGAGAUAACCCCACGGUUGUCCCCUGUGUCCCCACCGUCAUCCCCUGUGUCCCCUGGUGCUGUCCCCGCCACAGGGGAUGCCUGCGGGCGGGGGGCUGCUGUGCGGGGCCACCGGCCUGGCCCUGCUCCUGGCUGCCACUGUCACCCACGGGUGGCUGCAGCGCCGGGCUCCUGGGGACAUCACCAGCCUGGGGCUGUGGCGCCUUUGUCUUGGGGGACAGUGCCACCCCCACCCCGCCACCCCCGCCCUAUGGGAGGCCACGCGGGUGCUGAUGCUGCUCUCGGUGCUUGCCGCCACCGCCGGCCUCGCCCUGGGGGUGUCCGUGGCGGCCGGCACUGCCCGGCGAGUGCGGGCCCGCGUGGCCGGUGUCACCCUGCUCCUGGCUGGGCUGCUGGCACUGCUGGCCCUGGCCGUGUACACCGUGGGCACGCUGAGCCUGCUGGGCCCGGCCCGGCCCGCCUGGCGCUUCUCCUGGUCCUACAUCCUGGGCUGGGUCGCUGUCGUCCUCACCAGCUCCGCAGGGCUUUUCCACCUCUGUGCUGCCGCCAAGGACCCGUCUCCAGAGAGCUCGGAAGUGGCGGGUGCCUGAGGGGCCCCCCCGGGGGGGCAGGAUCCCGCCCCCACCCUCCUCCCUGCGAGAAUUGGGUGGGGGCACCCCGGGGUGCGUGUCACUGCUAUGCUGAGCUGUGCCCCCCCACUCUUCCUCACCCCCCCGCGUUCUACCCCCUUCUUCCCCCUCCCCGAAUCUUGCGGUGCCAAUAAACUGCCGUGACCCGCCCCGCGUGGUGUGCCCGUGG
This is a messenger RNA of Columba livia (rock pigeon), 2477 nucleotides long. Its product is annotated as lens fiber membrane intrinsic protein-like. Gene Ontology annotation, cellular component: plasma membrane. The transcript has 6 exons. NCBI's taxonomy places the organism in Eukaryota, Metazoa, Chordata, Aves, Columbiformes, Columbidae. The coding region runs from base 1757 to 2269 and encodes 170 amino acids. The record is from RefSeq and is a predicted model, not a curated record.